Molecule: messenger RNA, 444 nt
Organism: Ogataea philodendri
Lineage: Eukaryota; Fungi; Ascomycota; Pichiomycetes; Pichiales; Pichiaceae
Exons: 1
Coding region: 1-444 (147 amino acids)
Source: RefSeq, a predicted model, not a curated record
AUGACGGUUGCAAUUGUCAUACUGAUUGCCGAGGUAAAGUUGUACAGGUUUCCACCCAAUUCUGACACUUUGAAUGUGUCCACAGACAUCAAGUUCAGAACACCUCCCAUAUCUUUUGUUUCUGGCUCUGUUUCUUCUUCAGGACUCUCUGGUUUUUCUUCGCCAUGUUUCUCGUCUGUUUUUGAUCCGGUUCCCAGUUUUCUUCUUAAAGCUUUGGCAUAUAACUCUCCAACUAAAACGGCUCUCAAUCUGGCAUCAAUUCUUCUUCCCUCAGAUUGGCAUCUGGAGAUCAAGAUAGCUUCAGAAAGAUAUCCGACAAGCGAAAUGAUAACCCAGAGCCAAACUAGACUUGUGGAUGAAUGGUCUGGAUCUUGGAUAUAUUCUAAAAUAUGCUUGAGAGCUAUAGGCGGAGCAAGUUCCAUGAGCGAGUCGACACCACUAUAA